AUGCCUUCGCGACGGUCUCACACUAAAUCACAUCACGGUUGCACUCAAUGCAAACAGCGUCGAAUCAAAUGCGACGAAGCUCGCCCUAGUUGUGGUUCCUGUCGAAAAAAGAAAAUCGUUUGUAACUUUCUUAGCCAGGCACCGUUGCCCUUAAACCCACUGCAACAGUAUCCGCCGCAGUCUAGCAGCCCCAGUCCGGGGUUGCACUCCGCUGCAGCGAAUCCAACGAUUCCACUGCUGGAGCUCGAGCUCCUGCACCAUUGGCACACGACCACAGCCGCGUCUUUAGCGCAUAACAGCUCAAUCCAAGACCUGUUUCGCAUCACCGUCCCGGAUGUGGCACUAUCCUACCCGUUCCUGAUGCACAGCCUUCUAGCUGUCUCAGCUUUGCACAUCGGCCACAAAUGCCCGGCGGAGCGCCGACGCAAAUACACAGAAGCAGCGAUCAGACACAACGAUCUCUCCUUAUCACUAUGUACGCCACUCCUCAGUAAUGUAACGUCGGAAAACUGCCAUGCCCUGUUCGCCUUUUCGUGUCUUGUUGCUAUCUUCGCCUAUGCUGCGGAACACCCACCCUCUUCCUUGGAUACGCUGGAAGUAGCCGACGUGAUCAAAGUGUUCAAGCUGGUCCGCGGAGCAGGCUCAAUAGUGGGCCAAGCCCGUCCCUGGAUCCAGCAAGGUGAUAUGCGCCAGUUGCUCAAUGCAGGUCGCAACUUACGGCAACCAGCUACGACAAAGUAUGCCCCCGAGCUGUAUGCUCGUUUACAAGAGACCAUCGAACAACAUGCAAGCCAUUUGAUGAGUGACCGGAAGGUGGGCCCCACACUUUCCUCAUCUCUUGAGCAUCUACGUGACGUCUUCAGGCGGUGCACUACACUUGAAGACCCGGGCGCCCUUAUGGCGUGGCCUGUGUUGGUGGACGCGGGCUAUCUUGACCUUCUGCUGCAAGGAGAACCGACGGCUUUCGUAAUCCUUGGCCAUUAUGGGGUCGCGCUGGAGUUGCUAAAGGAUGAGUGGUGGCUAGAUGGUUGGGGUGAACUCUUAGUCAAUCUUGCCUUGAAACACUUGGGUACUGCGGGAGAGUGGAAGAUGGCACGGUGUUUGGAGCUGGUAAGAGAGGAUCGAGCGGAAAGAACAGCGGGGGGUGACUCGACUGGGGGUUUAUAG
Messenger RNA from Aspergillus bombycis, 1167 nucleotides. Its product is annotated as Zn(II)2Cys6 transcription factor. The record is from RefSeq and is a predicted model, not a curated record. Bases 1 to 1167 code for a protein of 388 amino acids. NCBI's taxonomy places the organism in Eukaryota, Fungi, Ascomycota, Eurotiomycetes, Eurotiales, Aspergillaceae. Gene Ontology annotation, molecular function: zinc ion binding; DNA-binding transcription activator activity, RNA polymerase II-specific. The transcript has a single exon. Gene Ontology annotation, biological process: regulation of transcription by RNA polymerase II.